Messenger RNA from Oryzias melastigma (Indian medaka), 2240 nucleotides. RefSeq names its product lectin, mannose-binding 2 (gene lman2). The record is from RefSeq and is a predicted model, not a curated record. Bases 206 to 1216 code for a protein of 336 amino acids. Gene Ontology annotation, biological process: endoplasmic reticulum to Golgi vesicle-mediated transport; Golgi organization; endoplasmic reticulum organization. Gene Ontology annotation, molecular function: D-mannose binding. The transcript has 8 exons. Lineage: Eukaryota; Metazoa; Chordata; Actinopteri; Beloniformes; Adrianichthyidae. Gene Ontology annotation, cellular component: endoplasmic reticulum-Golgi intermediate compartment; Golgi membrane; endoplasmic reticulum membrane.
AGUUUUAGGUUAUAAAUUAAGGUUAAAUUAUAUAAUCUUAUUUAUAAAGGGCAACACUUGUCUUUAAAUCCAAGCCGUCUGUGGCAAAUAUUAGGGCCGCUGCGGUUUCUCGUCGGAAGACAAAAGCGGAAGGACACGACCGAAUUACGGAGUUUUGAAAACAGUGUUGUGAGUUUUGUCUUCAGGGCUGUUUUCUCUGAUCAAGAUGGACGGUUUAACGUCGACUGUGCGCUCGGCUUUAGUCUUUUUGUUAGUAAAUGUGUUCGUGGUUCGCUGCGACAUAACGGACGGAAAUGCGGAACAUUUAAAGAGAGAACACUCUCUGAUCAAACCCUACCAAGGGGUUGGCAGCAGCCCUUCCAGUCAGUGGGACUUCUCAGGAAGCACGCUGGUGACCAGCUCCUACGUCCGCCUCACUCCGGAUGAGAGGAGCAAACAAGGAUCCAUCUGGAACACUGUGCCAUGCCACCUGAAGGACUGGGAGAUGCACGUUCAGUUCAAAGUUCACGGGUCAGGGAAGAAGAAUCUCCAUGGCGACGGCAUUGCUAUCUGGUACACCAAGGACAGACUGCAUCCAGGGCCGGUGUUUUCCAACAAUGCUCACUUCCACGGCCUGGCCGUUUUCAUAGAUACUUACUCUAACGAUGAUGCCGCAGACCGCUCCUUCCCUUACAUCUCGGCUAUGGUCAACAACGGCACGGUGACGUACGACCACGGCAAAGACGGCCGCUCGUCGGAGCUGGGGGGCUGCUCGGCGGAGAUCAGGAACAGAGAUCACGACACCUACCUCGCCAUCCGCUACUCCAAAGGACGGCUGACCAUCAUGGUCGACGUGGACGACAAGAACGAGUGGAAGGAGUGCAUCGACAUCGGGGGGGUCCGCCUCCCCACCGGGUAUUUCUUUGGGGCGUCGGCGGCCACAGGAGACCUGUCAGAUAACCACGACAUCAUCUCCAUGAAGCUGUACCAGCUGAUGGUGGAACACACGGCUGAAGAGGAGAGCCUGGACUGGACCAAGAUCGAGCCCAGCGUCAGCCUCCUCAAGUCCCCCAAAGACAACAUCGACGAUCCGACCGGGAACUUCCGCGGCACGCCGCUGACCGGAUGGAAGAUCUUCCUGCUGCUGCUGUGCGCCCUGCUGGGCAUCGUGGUGUGCGCCGUGGUGGGCGCCGUGGUGUUCCAGAAGAGACAGGAGAGGAACAAGAGGUUCUACUGAGCAGAGGAGCCGCGUGGAACGAACUGCUUUCCCACAUGAGCACAUUCAAUGUGAAUUUUGCUGAAGAUUGUAUAAAUGUCGGACUCUGGAAGCACUGCAGCGCCGGUGAAGCCGGCGGCGGACUGGAGGCGGGCGCCGUGCGUGAAUGCUGUCUUUGUUUUUUGUGUGUUGCUGUCGACAAACUCUUGGAUCUGCUGGUUGGUCUGUCGGGUGUUUCCAGGCUUUUCUAUGCUGCGGCUGUGAAUCAUUAACUGUGUCAGCAGAUGAACUCUUGUUGUCUUUGAGUCUUCCAUCCAGUUCUCUCCAGUAUUCCUAGAAGUUCAUGGAGGUGGUGAGCAAGUGUUGGAUUUGGUGGAUCUGCUUCCUUAAUUUAGACGCGUCGAGCUAUGACUCCGUCCUCAAUCUGGAACUUGUCUUCCAGCAGAUUUUUUCUGGAGAUAUUUCCAUUUUUUUAGUUGAUUUGUUUCCGAGAAACUUCCAGAAAUAUGUUGCAGAGACUCGAUUUUUCAGCUUGUGAAAGUAACUUGAAAUAAUGUCAGAAAACAAUCAGGAUUCAGAAAUUCACAUUUAGUUGGUUUACAAUCUGGUAUUUCUGUUUUAAUUUGGAGGAUUAUUUAUAAAGGCGAUGUUCUGCUGUCUGUCAUUGACCAACUAGGAGAUGACCCCAAACGUAGAAUAUUUCAAUAUUUUCUCCUGUUUUCUCAUCAUUCGUUUCCAGUUUCUCCUGCAGGUGGACUUAAAGAGUUUAAGUCCUUUUGUCCCGUCGGUUCGUCAGAUUUCUGCUUCCACAGCGUUCCUUCAAUAAACCGAAUGUGAUCUUUCUGCUGGAGAUCUCUGUAAAUCUGUCUCAGCGUCACAUGACUUUCAGACACAAAUGAAGGUCAAAUUACAGUUUCACUGAAUCUGUGCAAAGAUGGUUGUUGUUUUUUUUAAAGCUAAGCUGAAAGUUUGUUUUCUGUUGCGUCGUCUGGUUUUGUGUUGAAAUUUGAUCAUCUCAGAGAUGGAAUAAAGAUGCUGACCAGCA